Molecule: messenger RNA, 891 nt
Organism: Colletotrichum godetiae
Lineage: Eukaryota; Fungi; Ascomycota; Sordariomycetes; Glomerellales; Glomerellaceae
Exons: 2
Coding region: 1-891 (296 amino acids)
Molecular function (GO): oxidoreductase activity
Source: RefSeq, a predicted model, not a curated record
AUGUCUCGUCCUCUCGCUGUCCCAAAUAGACCUCUUACAUGGCUCAUCACCGGCUGUUCAUCCGGGUUCGGACUAGCUCUCACAAGACUGGCGCAACAACACGGCCACGCUGUCAUUGCCACCUCACGCAAUCCCCAAAAGACACCCGACCUAGUGCGUGAAGUCCAGGAUGGGGGAGGGCGCUGGCUCUCGCUCGACGUCGACGAUCUAAACUCGGGAGACAUCAUCACGGACCUCGAGAAAGCUGGAAUCCAUAUCGAUGUGCUGGUCAACAAUGCUGGAUGGUCCAUUCAUGGCCCGGCAGAAGGUUUCACUGAAGAAGAGACGAGGUCGCAGAUGGAUACGGUCUUCUUUGGACCUUACCGGCUGAUGAGAGCGUUGGCUCCUCUCAUGAGGGAGCGAAGAAGUGGUAUUAUUGUGAAUAUCAGCUCUGGGGCUGGGUUGGAGGGGAGAGAGUCAAUGGGCGUUUAUGCUGCUGCGAAAGCUGCGAUGGAUGGAGUAAGUAAAGUCCUCGCAAAAGAAAUGACUCCGUUCGGCGUCCGUGUCUUAACAGUUGCACUUGGGUCGUUCGACACGAACAUGGGGCCGACAGUUAGGCUGGCGAGUAACCCUACGCCUUUUGACUACGAUGGUAGUGCUCUGGAUGCGAUUUUCAAAGUCAUGGUCGCAUCGGCAACAGAGGGCUUCCCCGCAGAUGGAGAUCAUUUGAAGGCGGCCAAGGUGAUAUAUGAUAUUGUCACUGGCACGGGAGUAGGAGCGGGUAAGGAGAGUGAGAGAAUGCUUCCUUUGGGAAGGGAUAUGGCGAAGAGAGUUGAUGAUGUUGUUGGAGGGUGGCAGAGAACCAUGGAGGUCUUUAGAGACAUAUGCAACAGCGUGUACUUGGAAAAGUGA